AAUUACAAGUUAAUAUAAGAUUAUGAAAUAUAUUUACUCCUCAUUGACAUUUAAUAAUCUGUGAAAACCAUGGCAUAUUUUCGUUAUUUGUUGUAUUUUGCCUUUUCGCUAACUACUUGCAUCGCACAAAGGAGCACACUAGACAGAUGCGAGCUCGGACGACAUAUCUCCCAAAGAUGUGUUGGAUUCACGAUCCCUCCAAGAAAUGACUGUCCCUCGGGCUUCUUUUGUUUCACACCCGCUGACGGCCCGGGUCCUUGUUGUUUAGAAAACAACCCCUGUCCGAUAGGAAGUCCACUCCAGUCCAACAAUGAUGCAAUUACUUGUAUCACACAACGCUGUCCCACGGACCACGAAUGUGUCAGUGACGGGCAAUAUGCUGUUUGUUGUCCAAAACGGAAUCCUCGUCCGAACUGUUCCCAGUCACCUUGUUCACCAUUGAUGCAGAGAUUCUGUGCUCUACCGAUCAUAAAAUACCUCGAUAAGAGAACAAUCUGCCAGAAAUGUCACAGAAAUAUGUGUACCCAUGGGAGUCGGAAGAAAUACUAAAGAAAUGCAUUUUCUGUCACAUGACCUAAGAAAAUAAUCAAUUUUGAAACUUUGGGCUUUUCAGAGUUUUGUUUCAAUUUUUGGCAAAAUAAAACAUGUGAUCCAUUGUU
This is a messenger RNA of Ostrea edulis (European flat oyster), 659 nucleotides long. RefSeq lists its product as uncharacterized. The transcript is spliced from 4 exons. Bases 70 to 549 code for a protein of 159 amino acids. Lineage: Eukaryota; Metazoa; Mollusca; Bivalvia; Ostreida; Ostreidae. The record is from RefSeq and is a predicted model, not a curated record.